AUAUAUCCAUACCCUUUGUCUAUCACCUUUUAUCACCUCAUUGUAAAAUUUACAAUUGCACUCUUCUUGAGGCUUCUGUAUACAUAUUAUUUUCGGGUCCAACGAAUUGAACUUGGUUGGAAAUCACAUAUAAAAUGUGUGGCUCCAGCAGGUGUUGCUAGUGCACUGGACAUUGGUCUGUCUAACUGGAGUCUGGAAUUUAUUACAAUAUCUCUACUGUCACUUAUUAUUGUAAUAUUGUUAAUAUCCGGAGGGCUGCUACUCUUUUCAUAUGGGUCGACGCAAUUUAACCCUAUUGGAUUUUCUUUAGUGCUCUUCGCUUCAUUCGUUAGUGGAUUUAGAUGGGCGGCUGCCCAGUUUGUUACUCAAAAAUCUGAAUUGGGUGAGUACUUCUCUUACGGUCUUUCGAAUCCAAUAGAUAUGAUAUAUCAUAUUCAACCAUGGAUGGCUCUUGCGCUCUUGCCUCUAGCAUUGGGAGUAGAAGGAGUCGAGAUCAUUGCUUCGCAAGAUUUAUUCCGAUGCAGUGACUACAGUCGUCUUUUGUACAAUAUGCUCUAUCUCCUAAUUGGUGCUUUACUUGGGUUUUGUUUAGAAUGUGCCGAAUAUCUAGUGAUAUGCCAUGCAUCUAGUCUAACGCUAUCGAUUGCGGGAAUAUUUAAA
Messenger RNA from Protopolystoma xenopodis, 660 nucleotides. Lineage: Eukaryota; Metazoa; Platyhelminthes; Monogenea; Polystomatidea; Polystomatidae. The record is from the annotation of a GenBank genome assembly.